Molecule: messenger RNA, 1800 nt
Organism: Asparagus officinalis (garden asparagus)
Lineage: Eukaryota; Viridiplantae; Streptophyta; Magnoliopsida; Asparagales; Asparagaceae
Product: ATP-dependent DNA helicase pif1-like
Exons: 1
Coding region: 1-1800 (599 amino acids)
Biological process (GO): DNA repair; telomere maintenance
Molecular function (GO): DNA helicase activity
Source: RefSeq, a predicted model, not a curated record
AUGCCAACAACACUUCGACGUUUGUUUGCAACUAAAUUGGUUCAUUGUGAGCCCACAGAUGCUAAAAAAUUAUGGAAUCAAUAUCUUGAAUCAUUAUCUGAAGACUUCUCAAGGAAACCAAAUGCUACUAGAGCUUCGGUGAUAAAUGAUACUCUUCUCAAUAUUAACUUCUAUUUAGAGAGUAUGGGAAAGGAUAUUAAAAAAUUUGAUUUGCCACCUUUACAAGCAAAAAACAUUACAGAGGAAGGUUCAUACCCAAGAGAAAUUAAAGAAGAGCUAGAUGUACAAAUCUCAACUGAUGAUCUAAAUGCUGCAACAAAACUCAACUAUGAACAACAUACUGCAUACACUACAAUAUUAACACGAGUUGAAGCAAAUAAAAGUGGAGUUUUCUUUAUUGACGGUCCAGGAGGAACUGGGAAGACUUAUUUAUAUCGUGCUCUACUUGCCACAGUAAGAUCGCAAGGUAUGAUAGCUCUUGCUACAGCGACAUCAGGUGUCAUAGCUGUAAUAAUGCCUGGUGGAAGAACAGCACACUCCAGAUUUAAAAUCAAAAUCCCAACAACAGAUUCAUCUAUGUGUGGUAUAUCAAAGCAAGAUGGGACAUCAAAACUCCUUAGAAUAGCACGUCUAAUAAUUUGGGACGAGGCUGCUAUGGCUAAACGCGUUGCAAUUGAAACGUUGGAUAGAACACUAAGAGAUUUAAUGGAUCAAGAUGAACCAUUUGGCGGAAAAGUAAUUGUAUUUGGUGGUGAUUUCAGACAAGUUUUACCAGUGGUGCCUCGCUCAACAAGAUCACAAACUAUCAAAGAAAGUUUAGUAAGCUCACAUUUAUGGAGAAAAAUGAUCAAACUACAACUUUCAAAAAAUAUGAGAGCAAAAUCAAGUUUAGUGAGCUCACAUUUAUGGAGAAAAAUGAUCAAACUACAACUUUCAAAAAAUAUGAGAGCAAAAUCAGACACAGCAUUCAGUGAAUUUCUUCUUAGGAUUGGGAAUGGAGAUGAACCAACAGUGACACAGGAUCUCAUAAAACUACCUAAUGCAAUGUUGAUCCAGAAUCAAGGUGAUGAGCUACCGGAAGAUUCUCUCAUAAAUUCAAUUUUUCCAUCUUUAGACGAAAAUUUCAAGUCUAUUGACUAUAUGAAAGAUAGAGCUAUCCUUGCAACAAAAAAUGAAUAUGUUGACAUGUUAAAUGAUAGACUAAUAAAAAGGUUUCCAGGAGAAGGAAAAGAAUUCUAUAGCUUUGAUGAAGCAGUUGAUGACACUAAUCAUCAUUACCAAGAAGAAUUUUUGAACACUCUGCUCCCUAAUGGACUACCGCCACACAAGCUAAUGUUCAAAAAAUAUUGUCCAAUUAUUUUACUAAGGAACUUGGAUCCAACUAAUGGACUGUGCAACGGUACACGAAUGAUAUGUCAAGAUUUUAACUACAAUGUAAUUCAAGCUAAAAUCACAAUGGGCCAACAUGCUGGGAAAGAAGUUUUCUUGCCAAGAAUACCAUUGUCACCAGCAGAAGAUGAAGGAUUACCAUUCAAGCUCAAACGCAAACAAUUUCCCAUAAGAUUAUGUUUUGCAAUGACAAUUAAUAAAUCCCAAGGGCAAACAAUACCUAACGUAUGUAUUUAUCUACAUGAACCAGUGUUCUCUCAUGGGCAAUUAUAUGUUGCUUUAUCACGUGGUACUUCUAUGAUGACAACCAAGGUCUUAAUAACAUCAGAUGGAAAAUUUGCAGAAGAGGAACAAUACACAAAAAAUGUUGUAUACAAGGAAGUUCUCCAGCCAAAGGACCACGAGGAAUAA